Messenger RNA from Capsicum annuum, 1147 nucleotides. RefSeq names its product ER membrane protein complex subunit 4. Gene Ontology annotation, cellular component: EMC complex. Lineage: Eukaryota; Viridiplantae; Streptophyta; Magnoliopsida; Solanales; Solanaceae. The coding region runs from base 286 to 822 and encodes 178 amino acids. The transcript has 6 exons. The record is from RefSeq and is a predicted model, not a curated record. Gene Ontology annotation, biological process: protein folding in endoplasmic reticulum.
GAUAAUUUAGAUAUAACUUAAACUUUUCUUGUAUAAUUUUUGGCGAAAAUGACGUCUCUUUCCCUAAGGAUUUUCUUCACAAGAUGUCUCAAGUGCUUCAUGUACGAAAGUUUUUCCCCACCAACAUCAAUCCACAAACCCUGUUUCUUUUACACUUCGCCCGUCUAAUCUCUUCCCCUUUUCAAAUUCUCCCCCUAUAAAAGCAAACAAAUCACUCCAAAAAUCCAAUCUUCGCCAGUACCUAAAUUUCAUCAACUACAAUCAAAAUCAAAAUCAAAAUCAGGGAUGGAUAAAGGCAAAGCAGUGAUGGGUAUGGGCCGUCGAUGGGCAGUAGAAUUCACCGAUAAUUCUUCUUCUCCUUCUUCCCGUGACAUCCCUGACCCCCUUGGCUUCAGUCGCGCUUCUCAAGAUCAGGAUGAUUCAGCUCUGAGUCGGGAAAAGAAGAAUGCUGAAGCUAAUUGGAAGGCCCAGAAAGCGUGGGAAGUGGCACAAGCACCUUUCAAGAAUUUGAUGAUGAUGGGUUUCAUGAUGUGGAUGGCUGGAAGCACAGUUCAUUUAUUUAGCAUUGGUAUCACAGUUUCAGCUCUGUGGCAGCCUGUCAGUGCUCUUCAAGGAGUUGGGAAAGUUUUUGAGCCUUACAAGGACAGCAAAGUGGAUCUUCUAGGGCCAAAAUUAGUAUUUGUUGCACUCAACCUAGUGGGUUUAGGACUGGGCGUCUGGAAGCUCAACACUUUGGGUCUCCUUCCAACUCAUGCGUCAGAUUGGGUUUCAUCCUUGCCACCUGCCCAGGAGGUUGAGUACUCUGGUGGAGGUUUCCUUUGAAUUGAACAAGGCAGAAGAUCUUGAAUUUGGUCAAGAUAGAAAUUUCACUUCUUGAAGCAGGAGUUUGACAUUAUUCUUGAUGUAUUUGAGGAUAAAACGCGAGAUACUUAUCGUCCAUUUCUCUCAUGAAUAUUUAGUAUUAUUGUCUCACAAACUGCAUGAUCACUUUUCUAUUUUGUUCAUCCUCAGAAGCCUAUGUUGAUCUGGAAUUAGCCAUGAUUUUUUUUUAGAGUUAUUGUUUUCUAAGGGACCACUUCUGUAUUGUGUAGCUAUGAAAACUUUAUCUUAUGAUAGUUGAAAUUCCAAGCAUUCCCAUUAGUUCCAA